Molecule: messenger RNA, 5517 nt
Organism: Gallus gallus (chicken)
Lineage: Eukaryota; Metazoa; Chordata; Aves; Galliformes; Phasianidae
Exons: 10
Coding region: 3523-4821 (432 amino acids)
Cellular component (GO): centrosome
Source: RefSeq, a predicted model, not a curated record
GCGCCCGGGUGAGGCGGCGGCCUCGAGGUUGUCCUGCUGUGCUCCGCAGUGCUCCAACGCCGCGGGGCGGCUCCGGGCGCCGCCUCAGCUUCUACAGGAGAGACGUUGUGGGUGAGACAGAGGGAACAUCAAAUGAGUAGCAGGACCAGUUUUUCUAAAAAGCUCAACUGAUCAAAGAGAAGGAAGGAAGCAAUUUGCUGGGCUCCCAGGACACCAACGCAGAGCUACCUUCGAGCCGGCACUGUGUGACUGCAUGGAGACUGUCUGUGCCAGUGGGCCAGACCUAAAGAAGGAACUACCAGAUGAUGCUGAGGAUUCCUGCAUUCAUCGACAGAAGCAGUUUAGUGAGACAAAGGAACCGUAAGGCAGGAUAUGCAGUAACUGCUACUGAGCAGGUAAUCAGAGUACAACCGUUACCUGUAGGGACUUCCACUAAGAGGUCUAAAAUAGCCUUAAACGUAUGGACAGAUGCUAAAUAUGCAUUUGGGGUGGCACACACUUAUGGUACCAUCUGGAAAGAGCAAGGAGUGCUCACACACAGGGAAAACAAAUUCAGCACGGUGUAUAUCUACCAAAGAGCGUGGCUGUUAUACACUGUGAUGGACAUCAGAAAGGUGACACUGUCCAGGAAACUGGAAAUAUGAUAGGGAUCAGGUGGCAAAACAGGCAGUUGAAGGAAAAGAAAUAGCAGAACUGGCUUUAAUUCCAGAUGGUAAACUUCAAAUCUCUGAACCUGAGUCAGCCUGUGGAACAUUUUAGAGGGGACGGGAAUCUAAUUCAUGAUUUAGAAGGGAAGAGAGCUAGCUGACAGAUGGGUGCGUACCCAGAUGGACGCGCUGUUGUGCCCUUUAGUACUUUAUGGAAGUUGGUUCUAAGGGAACAUAUUGAAACAUACUGAGGGGACAAACAGUAGAAAGUAAUUGCGCAAUCUAGUACCAGGAACAGGGUACAAGUGGGGCCUAUUAGGAAAGGGAACCUUCCAGGGCAACAAUGGCAAAUUGUUUUUUGUUUGGAACUACCAGGAAACAAGGAGGGUUUUGUUAUAUGCUAGUUCAAACCAAUACCUUUCCAGGGUGGCCAGAAGCAUUCCCUCUGCAAAGCCCUUGCUCCUGACCCUCGUCCCUGCCCCCACCUGCCCUCACAGUACAGCCACCUUCUCUUGAGCAGGGUAAAGAGCAGUGAGAAUUCAUACUUGGUUAUCCUGGCACAAAGAGUUUGUGGGCCACAAAGAGAAAUCCCUGCAUUCCAGAAAACAGAGACAAAAAGAGACAGUCGGAGGAGUGCCUAAUAAAGAUGUGACGAUGUUCUCAGCUGCGGCUGCUGUUGCUGGAUACAAGCAACCACACGAGGGUGGCUGAGCACGCUCUCCUGUCUCUAUCCCAAUCCAAGAAACACACAGAAGAGCUCAGUGCUCUCUUGCUUUCAUUUCCUUCCAUGAGCCAUUUUAAAAUGCACGUUGUUCUAGGCCAGCACAAGCUCUAGGGCCUAAAGCCACAGCCUGAGUGGCCAACGCAGCACCAGGGCCUAAAGCCACAAGAAGAGAGGCUGGCACCCACCCCAGCGCAUAAAGCCUCAGCCAGGGAGGCAUCCACUGGCCAUGGGGCUUAAAGCCACAGCCAGAGAGGCCUGCAGUGGCCCUGAAGCCAAAAGACCCAGGCCGAGAGUCCUAUACCAGCCCAGGGCCUGAAGCCAUAGGCAGACAAGCCAGCACUGACCCAGGAGCCUAAAACCCCACCCUGAGCCUGAGAGGCCAGCACCAGCCCAAGGCCUAAAGCCAAAGCCACAGGCAGAGAGGCUGGCACCAGCACCAAGGCCUAAAGCCACAGCCACAGAGGCCACGAGCAGUCUUUGGGCCAAAAGCCACAUCCUGAGAGGCCUACACCGGCCCAGGGCAUAAAGCCAUAGGCAGACAGGCUAGCAUUGGCCCGGAGGCCUAAAGCCGCAGCACCAGCACGAGAGGCCUGCACCAGUCCUAGGCUGAAAGCCACAACCACAGGCAGGGAAGCUGGCAUCUGCCCUGAGGCUUAAAGCCACAGCGACAGGCAGAGAGGCUGGCACCAGCAGCAAGGCCUAAAGCCACAGCCAGAGAGGCCAGCACCAGCCCUGGGGCAUAAAAACACAGCCAGACAGACUGGCACCAGCCCUAGGGCAUAAAGCCACAACCCGAGUGGCUGGCUGUGGCCCUGGGCCUUAAAGCCUCAGCCACAGCCCGAGAGGCCAGCACCAGCCCAAGGGCCUGAAGCCACAUCCAAAGCUAGACAGGCUGGCACCAGCUGUGGGGACUAAAGCCACAGCUUGAAAGGCUGGAACCAGUCCAGGGGCUUCAAGGCACAGCCAGAACUCCAGAGGCCAGCACUGGCCACGUGGCCUGAAGCCACAGCCCCAGCCCAAGAGGCCUGCAGUGUCCCCGGGGCCUAAAGCCCCAGCAACAGCCAGAAAGGCCAACAGCCGCCCUGCACCUAAAGCCACAUCCACAGCAAGAAAGACCGGCACCAGCCCCAGGACAUAAAGCCACAGCCACAUCCAGUGAGGCCGGCACCGGCCCCAGGGCCUAGAGCCCUGAAUGUCAGUGGGUGCCAUUUGUUCUGCACAAAGGAGUUCAGUUCCACUCCUUUGCUUCAUCCGCACUUCCGUGUCAGACGGCAGUUGGUCAGAGUGCCCCUCUGCUGCCAUCAUGGAAUGCCAUCACUGCAUGGCAACAACACGGAACGGAGCAUUGGUGGGAAGGUUCAGCCUCCCUGAAACACAGGCUCCGUGUAAAAUAACUGCAAUUGAGCAUUUCAUAGGCGGGUGUGCAUUUUUCUCUUCCAAACUGUAUUGUGAGUCAAAUUGAGUCCCAUGGCCAAGCUGCUCUUCAGGGUAUCACGCUUCCUUUGAAACAUCUCCUGCUCUUAGAAAAAGUAGAAGCUCCCUUCAGAAGGAAAGCAGAGAAUAGACGUCUGCUGCCGAGCUCCCUGGAAAUGUUGCUUCUCUCUCCCACCCUCUUGAGGCGUUCAGCUGACCAUCUCUAAGAGGGCAUGGGUGUUCCAGGGGUGUCUUCUGCCUGAAAAGCAUCUGGCCAAACUCAGGGCUAACAUGGAACCCAAGGCCAAGCACCAGCCCUGGGCCGAGUCAAGGCAGCGAAACCCGCCCCGUGGUCUUCAUGGAGCUCAAAGGCCAGCCUGCCCUCGGUGCCCAAAGGGAGUAAGUGAGCGCUGCAGCCACCAAGCUCCCGAUCAGCCAAAUGACUGAAGUUUAGGAACGAGGGGCCCAGGACCACCACCUCUGGUGUGGUGCUGCUGGCACAUAAGGGGUCCAGGUGUGGGGAGUGCCAACCAGCAAGGGGCAGAGCUGGGCUCGUGCCGUGUCAGGGCGGGCAGCAGGCUGCUGUGCCAGCGCUUGUCAUAAUGGGCAACUGACAGCAUUGGCCACUUGCCGCUGUGUCGUCGUGGCGACGUCUAUGACAGGGCCAGCCAGGAGGGGUCUGAAGGCGGUCCCCAGUGGUGGCCCCUGCAUCCUGAAGGAGCAUCGGGCAGAGAGCAGAUGCAUCUGGAAGGGAUGAGCUCCCACGUGGCUGUUGCCAAUGCGGGGCGUCCUGCUGCGGUGAAGCGGGCCAAGAUCCAAUUCUGGGAGGAUGGCCCCGCGACACAGCGUGACUACAGAAUGCCAGAGGUCACCGCCAAAGAGCGAGUUGCCGUCUGGGAUGCGGUGGCCGUCUACGUCCAGGAGCAGCUCCUGCUACGCAAGGGGGUCCGAAUUCCCACCUUCGGUUCCUUCAGCAUCGUCUCCGAACGGAUUGAGGCUGAGGAUGGAGCCAUGACUCUGCAGUGGCCUGCGUUUUGCCUGGCCAGGAACCUUGCGGGCAUCCACAACCUGAUGGAGAGCUACCCACCAGGCCAUAAGGAGGUGCAGCCCCUCAAGUACACUGAGGUGGCCGCGGCCGCAUCUGUGACCUGGCAGACUGGGAAGGCCUGCAUAUUUGGCACCACGUCCCUCGUUUCCCACUGCCUGAGGAAGGGGGAGAACAUUGCCUUUGUCCUGAAGGACAUAGGAGUGCUCCUCAUCGAGGGAACGAGAGUUCAGAUGAAGUUCUACUACGACUUCCUCGAGAGGAUCAGCGGGAAAGAGAACCUAGAGAAAGUUGUUUUCAAGGUGCCCCGGCUGCAGGACAUGGUGGUGUCCCGGGUGGCAGCUGUAGCCUCCCUGACGUCCUGUGGCCGAGUCAUCGUCUUUCCCAGGUUUCGACGGGAGUUUGUACCCAAACCACCACCCAGGACAGCCCGCAAGGCCUGCCAUGUCCCAUUGCCACCUCUUGACCAGGGCAAGAAAGAGGAACUUCCUGAAUUGCCACCCCUCCCCAGCUGGAUCCGCGUUACCUUUGUAGUGAAAAAACAGCCUGAGAAGGAAACAAGCGAUGUCAAGAAGAAGGCCAGUCAGCUGCCAGCGGUCCCGGGGGCGUCUUCUGCCAAAAAGCAGCCUCAGAAAAAAAAGAAGGGAAAAUGCUCUACCAAAAGCAAGGCGGCAGAGAUGGCUCCAGCAGAGGCAGCGCAACCUCCAAGUGGCAAAGAAGAAGAGCACGGCGCGGUGAAAGCCCCCGCUGGAGGAGGAGUGCCGCAAAAGGCACAGGCCAAGCUCAGAAAGCACCGUGGAGCCCCAGCCCUGCAACAAACACCACUGGCAGCCCUAUGGUCCUCGAGCUCUGAGACCAGCCUGCCCGAGGAGCGCACCUACAGCGCCUCUGCUGCGGUGCCACUGAUGCACAGGAGGACCAGAUCUCUGCAGAGUCAGCCACCAAAGACCAAAGCGGGGCUCCCCAGGCGGGGGAUGUCCUGUCCACGCUGACCAGGGCAUGGGGUGCCCAGGAGAAGCAGAGCUCCACCUGAGGCUGCCAAACAGGUGUGCGAUUCCUCUCUGUGCCAUUCCUGGGGGCCUGUCUGCACCCUUCUUUGGUUUUGGCUCCAAGUUUGCUUUUGGAGGCACUUCUUGCCAUAAGACUCUGACUUAGCUAGGAGAUGACAGGUGGGUGUGGCAAUCAGCAUCACUUGGUGGACAAUUUUACAUUUGAAAGCAUUUCUUUGCAGCUGUUUGCCUUUGGCAGAGAGUGCUGAGGAGUGUUUACUUGAGGAAGGUGUGGGCUGUGACCAAAAACUCCAGCUUGGUAUAGGAGAACUGAGGGAACAACGCCAUCGUAUCCUGCAAAAACCAGGAUGCAGGUGGGCACCUCCCUGCUCCCUCCUAUCUGCUGGCAAGGCGCGGGAGAUGGGGACAAAGGAGUUUCUGCUGAGACCCCAAAGCCACAAGCCGCCACUCCAAAGAGAGCUGACCGUUGUCGUCAACUGAACAACGACCCCUGAUGACCCAUCACUACUGUAGAUCGACGUCUGAGCUACGAACCACACUGGACCUGUGGUGGUGACUGUCUCUCUCUUGCUUCCUACAAAGACUGCUUGCUUUUAUUUGCUGUCUUUUCUAUCGCCCGUCUUCCCCAUCUCCUUAAACAACUUGGGUUUGUAAUAAACUGGACGGGCUGACAUUUAA